Chenopodium quinoa (quinoa) is the source of this 660-nucleotide messenger RNA. RefSeq lists its product as uncharacterized. Lineage: Eukaryota; Viridiplantae; Streptophyta; Magnoliopsida; Caryophyllales; Amaranthaceae. The coding region runs from base 1 to 660 and encodes 219 amino acids. The record is from RefSeq and is a predicted model, not a curated record. Gene Ontology annotation, biological process: DNA integration. Gene Ontology annotation, molecular function: nucleic acid binding. The transcript is spliced from 2 exons.
AUGGUCGAAGUGUUAGAGGAAAGCAGCAUCACUGAAAAGGAGCAGGUAAACUGUGUUGGGAGUCAGAGAGCCUGGUUCUCAGACAUCUUGGCGUACAAACUUCAUGGCUCGCUGCCCGAUGAUGAGGUACAAGCUAAAAAGGUGAAGAAAGAUGCAAAUUGGUAUGUAGUGAUGAAUGGAGAGCUCAACAAGAAAGGCUUCUCAAAGCCACUGCUGAGCUGUAUUCUAGAAUGGGAGCAGGAGGGCAUUAUGGAAGAAGCCCACUCCGGAAUAUGUGCCAACCAUAUCGGCGGGAAAGCAUUGGGAGUAGAGGUCCUUAGAAGAGGAGCAUAUUGGCCAACUCUCACAUUCGGGGUGCCACAAUGCAUAGCCUUUGAUCAUGGGUGCCAAUUUGACUGCGACACUAUAAAGGACUACCUAGGGGAUUUGGGCACCAAGUAUGCAAGUGCCUCAGUCUGCCACCCGCAGAGCAAUGGCCAAGCAGAAGCAGCAAACAAGCUGAUCCUAACAGCCCUACAGAAGAAGCUGGAGGAGUACAAGGGCCUGUGGGCGGACUUAGUCCCAGAGGUCUUGUGGGCAAAUAGGACCACUAAGAAGGAGUCAACCGGUAAAAGCCCAUUCACCCUGGCCUACGGGGUUGAUGCAGUCGUCCUAGCUUGA